AGUUGCAGGGACCAGGAUACACUGUGGGUUCCGCCUCACUGAAGCAGCGCUAUUCAUCCUUGCCUCACUCAUCCAGCGCACCGUCGUGUCAAACGUUCGCAGGCCACAUCUCUCAUAUGCCGUCCAAGCUUAAGUACGCCAAGGAGGAUCCGCUGCGCGAUUUAAAACAACUCCUUCAAGAGCUGCGAAGUACCAUCGAUGAAAUACCUUCUGCCAUUCUCCCCACAGCAGAAAGUGACAGCGACCCUGACUUGAGCACUACGCUGGAGUCUGCGGUCAGAGACUUACCUUCAGAGGUGACCAGGGGGCAAGAAGCAUACAGCAGGGAAGCCUUAACCUUACAUACUGCGGAUCUUGAAGGUCAAGAAUCGGCUUUCCCUUUUACAUCCAGUGUGUCCCAACUCUCCGCUCGCUAUACCUCCUCUAAGAAACCCUCUUUUGAGGACCGAUACAAAGAUAGGUCUCCUGUGCACUCCUUGCUAACGGCUCCUUUGGAUGACCUUAAGGCGGCUCCUGCCCCUUGCUUCGAACGACGGUCCAGUCUGAAGAAGAACAGCUCCCCCCCAGAAGUCACAACUACAACCACCAGUCGAAGUGUUUCUUUCAGCACCUCUGCUUCGAUUCAAACGGGGGAAUCCAGCGAAAACGCUUGCAGGAAAUUACAGAAUAAGAUGGAGAAUCUACAAAACCUCGUGGAAAGCAUGCAGUUGAAAAA
Messenger RNA from Thamnophis sirtalis, 715 nucleotides. The record is from RefSeq and is a predicted model, not a curated record. Lineage: Eukaryota; Metazoa; Chordata; Lepidosauria; Squamata; Natricidae.